Telopea speciosissima is the source of this 1917-nucleotide messenger RNA. RefSeq names its product protein RBL. The record is from RefSeq and is a predicted model, not a curated record. Lineage: Eukaryota; Viridiplantae; Streptophyta; Magnoliopsida; Proteales; Proteaceae. Gene Ontology annotation, molecular function: protein binding. Gene Ontology annotation, cellular component: Set1C/COMPASS complex. The coding region runs from base 193 to 1881 and encodes 562 amino acids. The transcript is spliced from 5 exons.
AAUCCCUGAUUUUAGAAUCUGCUAGAUUUCCAGAAUCUUAGAAUUAUAAUCCCAACCAAACAUAGCCAUAGUUAGAACCAGAAAUUUUGGAGAGGUAUGUCUCAGAGGCGAAGCUGAGGACUUUCUGAAGCCAAUGCAGUUUCAAAUUGUGCGUGUUCACUGAGGAGUUUCAGUUUUUCAAAUUUAGAGGUCAUGAAUGUGCCUAUCAUUGACCCCUUGCAGGGAGAUUUUCCUGAAGUAAUUGAGGAAUUUCUGCAACAUGGGCUCAUGAAAUGCAUUGCCUUUAAUCGGCGAGGAACACUUCUGGCAGCUGGUUGCGCUGAUGGAAGUUGUGUAAUCUGGGAUUUUGAGACCAGGGGGAUAGCGAAGGAACUUCGAGACAAAGACUGUGUUGCUCCCAUUACAAGUGUUUGUUGGUCAAAGUAUGGACGACACAUUCUUGUGUCAGCUACCGACAAGUCCUUAACACUUUGGGAUGUUGUUAAUGGGGAAAAGAUAACUCGCAUGACUCUGCAGCAAAACACACUGCAUGCUCGCCUACAUCCAGGUUCCCAUACUUCUUCGGUCUGCCUGGCAUGCCCACUGUCAUCUGCUCCCAUCAUUGUUGACUUGAAUACUGGAAGCACAACUGUGCUGCCGGUUUCAGUCUCUGAUGCAGGCAAUGGAACUGUCCCUCCCUCACGCAAUAAGUUUUCAGAUGGGUCUUCUCCUUUCACUCCAACUGCUGCAUGCUUUAGCAAGUAUGGGGAUCUAAUUUAUGUGGGGAAUUCCAAAGGAGAAAUACUCAUAAUUGACUACAAGAACAUCCAAAUACAUGGAAUUGUUGCCAUUUCUGGGGCAGCUGUGAUUAAAAAUAUUGUAUUCAGUAGGAAUGGGCAGUAUCUUCUAACAAAUUCAAAUGAUCGCACAAUCAGGGUCUAUGAGAAUCGUUUGCCCCUGAAAGAUGGAGCUAGUGCUGUUGAUGACAUGUGCAAGAGCAUGGAUAAUGAGCUGCAGGGUAUUGAAAAGUUGAGGACUGUUGGGUCAAAGUGCUUAGUACUUUUCCGAGAGUUUCAGGAUUCAGUCACUAGGAUUCAAUGGAAAGCACCCUGCUUCAGUGGUGACGGUGAGUGGGUGGUUGGUGCUUCUGGUAGCAAAGGAGAGCACAAGAUCUAUAUAUGGGACAGAGCUGGGCAUCUGGUAAAGAUCCUUGAAGGUCCCAAAGAAGCCUUGACAGAUCUGGCAUGGCAUCCUGUGCAUCCAGUUGUGGUCUCAGUUUCCUUUUCUGGCUUGGUUUAUAUUUGGGCUAAAGAUUAUACUGAGAACUGGAGUGCAUUUGCUCCAGAUUUCAAGGAGCUGGAAGAAAAUGAAGAAUAUGUUGAAAGAGAAGAUGAAUUUGAUUUUAUGCCAGAAUCUGAAAAAGUAAAAGAAUCGGAUGUUAAUGAAGAUGACGAAGUUGAUAUCAUGACAGUGGAGAAGGAUUCAGCUUUCAGUGAUUCAGAUUUGUCACAGGAAGAACUCUGUUUCUUGCCAGCAGAUCCAUGUCCAGAUGCUGAGCAACAAGAUAAGUGUGUUGGAAGUUCAUCAAAGUUGGUGGAUAGCAAUCAUUGUGGAUCCCCUCCUUCUGAAGGGGCAGGACAGAAUGGUCAAGCAAUGCAGCCUGUGUCAAGUCCAGCAGAAGCCAUUGAUAAUUCUGUUGCAGAGGGUACAGGUGUGGCACACAUGAAAAGAAAGCGGAAGCCGUCAGAGAAAGGGUUGGAGUUGCAGGCCGAAAAGGGCAGAAAGCCCCUUACAAAGAUCAAAGCUUCUAGUAAGUCGUCAAAAGUUAAGAACAAGUCUAUUGUUGGGCAAGAUACAGAUCUCUCUGAAUUUGUGGACGAUGUAACUGAUGACUAUCAAUAGAUGAUUCCAACAGCUAUUUUAAUAUCCAAACUCUCA